Solenopsis invicta (red fire ant) is the source of this 6975-nucleotide messenger RNA. RefSeq names its product biorientation of chromosomes in cell division protein 1-like 1. The transcript has 4 exons. The record is from RefSeq and is a predicted model, not a curated record. Lineage: Eukaryota; Metazoa; Arthropoda; Insecta; Hymenoptera; Formicidae. Bases 575 to 4633 code for a protein of 1352 amino acids.
CAAGGACGUUUCUGUCCAGCUCCGGACUCUAUUUAGAAAUCGCUAGACGCGAUCCGGCAUACUGCGGUGGCCUGUUCCGUACCGCGCGAACCGUAAAUUAAUCCCAUUGAAAGCCAUUACGCGUUUUAUAAUGGUCCUCAUUGUAUGUCAAUUUGCGAAUGUACAAUAAAAUCCCCGCGGACCGGCCCCCGGCCGACCAGGAAGGUACGGCCAUAUCUGUGAUUUGUGCGAGUCAGUUAGCCUCGUCGCGUACGGAACGUCGAUUUUACAUUGAUGUUGAGUGCGUAACGCUGAUCAACAAUUGUUUAUUUUUGGAAAAGUGCACACGCACACGACGUGUCUUCUAUAGAUUUUUCUCAAUUAAAUCGAGAAAAUCAGACUGAUUUGGCUUGCGAAUGCGCACCGCACGAAGCGCGAGGAAAUAUGGCCGCGAGAUAGCUGCGGAGCGUGUUGCUUGACAAGAGGGUCCAGCAACGGCAACAACUUCAGCAGUUCUGAUCAGCCAGGAUGAUCGUCCUAUUCGUUUCAUGACGAGCGAGAUCCGACUUCCCGAUACCUGACGUAACCUGACGACAUGGAGUUGGGCCUGUCCAACACUCUGCUGGCUGGUGAUCAACGAUUGAUCGAUCACAUAGUGGGCGAAGUUAAGUCCCAGGGUAUCUUCGAUCAGUUCCGGAAGGAAUGCAUCGCCGACGUCGAUACCAAGCCUGCGUAUCAAAAUCUGAGGACAAGAGUUGAAGGCUCUGUAAACUCUUUCCUUAGUAAGCAAGUAUGGAAACCAGACCUGAACAAGAAUCAGCUCAGGGAAACCUUGCGCAAGCAUAUACAUGAUGCACCAUAUCUGGAUGCUGGCGUGGAACGAAUAGUAGAUCAAGUGGUGAAUCCUAAGGUCUAUUCAGUUUUUAUGCCUCAGAUAGAGGAUGUGGUGUAUAAGUUCCUAGGUAUAGAGAGGCCAAAGACGAAAGAAAAGAACGGUGCUUGCGGUCUUAAAGAUUUGUUACCUAAAGAUUUGGACCCGGUCUCGCCAGAGUCCGACAAGAACAGCUUGAAGGAUGAAUCUCUUGAAUCCCUAGAUAUAAAUGAUGUAAACGAUUUGAAUGGAAAACAAGAUGAAAAAGUCGAUGAACAGAGGCCGCAGAAUGAGGAGACAUAUAAGGAUAAAACUAAAGCAGGGUCGGAAAAUGGACAUAUUUCCGUGGAGGAAAAAUCGUCUGAUGAAGUCUAUAAACUAACUAAGAAUGAAAGUAAUUCGAACUUGAACACGUCCGCGAAGUCAGAUGACAAAAUGGAAGAAGAGGAGGAAGAGGUCAGUCCAACGUUUGAGCCUAUCGACAUUAUGAAUCUAAAUGAAUCCAACAUUUCCAACGAUUCGCAUUUAUCGGGCAUAUCGGAAUUAACGAGUCACAGAUCCAGAAGCCCGGAUUUCUCGAACGAAUUGUCGCGGGAUAACUUCGAGUAUAGCAAUCAAGAUUCUCAGCUUAGUAAAGUCUCCUCGGAUUCCCGAUUGUCAAUAGUGACGGACUUCGGUUCCUCUAAUCAUGCUUUAACACCGGUACACGAUUCAUCAAGAGACGAAACGACGAAGGACAAGUACGAGGCUAAAAGCGGUAAAGAUAAUUUCAAAGCAUUCAGAGAGUUGGAUUCAUCUAAAAACAAGUCGACUAAAAGCAGUUUUGACUUUGCUAAAGGUAAAGAUGUGCAAGAUUAUAAAGACACUAAGGAUUUCAAGGGUGCUAAAAGUGUAUCUUCUAAAGAAAAUUCUCGUGAAGCCACAGAUAAUAGUGUUAAGGAUAAGUAUGAGCAUAAGAGUCGAGAAAAGAGCAAGGACAGUGAGUCUAGCAAGUCAUCAAAAAGCACGAAAGAUAAAGCCGCAAGUAAGGAUGCAAAAUAUUACAAGGAUAAAAAUAACGAGAGAAAGAGAUCAAGCGAAAAGUAUGACAAACACAGUAGUGAGAAGUACGAUAAGUACAAUAAAAGUAAAUCUAAAGAUAAAAUUGAGCAAGCGAGGGAAAGUUCUGACAAAAUCAAAGAUGUUUCAGGAAAUUUAAAGGACAACAAGCUCAAGGACGAGAAGCCUAAAGAGACGGAUAAGAAAGAUAAUGUUAAUAAAGAAGUGAAAGAUUUGAAAGAUAUUUAUAAAGAGAAGAUUAGAGAGCUUCGAGAAAAGAAGGAAUUGACAGAGAAAGAAAAAUUGAAUAAGGAUAAGGAUAUUAAACUCAUGAAAGAUAAUAAAGAGAAUAAAGACAAAAAGGAUCCUCUUAAGGAUAAAAAAUCGAGCAAGAAAGAUCAUAAAAGUUCGUCGUCGUCAUCGUCGUCGUCAUCGAAAAAUCUCUCUGUAAAUUAUCACGAAAAUAAAAGCAGCAAGAUGUCGGAAAAGAUUUCCGAUGGAAAAGAUAAACGAUCAGAUUCGAGGGAUAAAACAAAACGGGAUGAGAGACGAUUGUCGAAAGAAAGUAAAAGCCAUUACAGUAGCAAGUCAGAUUUGUCGGACAAAUCUGACAAGUCGGAUUCGAAGAAGGCUUCCAGAAGCGAGAAGGAAGAUAAGGGCGGAAAAGUAGAUGCGAAAAAGGAUAUAAAGGUGAGUGAGAAAACGACAAAUGGUAAAAAAGACGCGAAGAAUCACUUACAGCAGAGCAAGAGUUCCGAUCGCGCCGAGAAAUCAGAUAGUAGAAAGGAGUCAAAAACCGAUAGUCCAUCCAAGGAUAAGAAGCGUAGAGAAGAUAAAAAAUCCAAGAUGAAGGAUGAUCACUCGAGUUUACGGAAGAACUCGAACGAUCGGCGUUCCACUGACCGGGACGGCUCGAACGGCUCGAGUAAUAAAACCUCACCGCCCAGCAGCUCGAAUUCUAACGUAACUAGCAACAAAUCGAGCACGUCGAAUUUGACGAAGGAUAAUCAUGUUAGUAAUUCUGGCAGCGAAACGUCAGACAGCAUCGAGGAAACGCAAGUGAGCGAUUCGAAGUUGUCGCAUCAGACAGAUUGUAAAUUGAGUAAAAAAAUCAGUUCGCAACUAUCGACAAAUGAAAAGAGUCAUUCGAAGAUUGAGACUGAUAAUAGCAAUGAGGCUCACGAUAGGCAGGAAGAGACAGAAGGAAACAUAGAUACACGUGAUACAAGUCUGCCAUUGAAGAAAAGGCUGUUGCCAGAUAAAGAUGUUGAAUCGAAUUCCGAUGUAAAGCUCAAAAAACCGAAAUUUGCAAAAAACAUACAUGAAGCUAAGAAACUGAUGAAAAUCAGGAAACAAAUGGAAAAGCAGAAACUUAAAGAGGAUAAGAAGGUGGAGAAGAAAGUUACGCAGGAAGUUGAUCAAACGAAUCAAUCGAAUACAAAGAAUACCGAUAAUUUCGAGAUUGUACCGGACGACGAACGGGUUCAAAUUAUAGAGAUUCCCGACGAGGAGUAUGAAGAACCUUACCCUGAGAAACACGAACCUUGUUUAAUGCUGGACGAGAGAUCAAUAAUAAUGCCAGGAGCCGAGUCUUGUGCGAAUGACCUCUUAAAGUUGAGUAUAGAGCAAUCUUCAAGCGAAGUGAUAUCAAAUUCAGACGAAACACAAGUCACACAGGAUUCCAAAACUGAAAACGAGAAAAAAGACGCUCAGUCUAACGAGUUGCUCGCUGAAGGUACAGAAGUUUCGCAAGUCUCUAAAGAGACUUGUAAGGACGACUCUGAGAAAAGUUCAAAGAACGAAAUACCAAAACAUACAAUUGUCGAGGAAGAAAAAUAUCAAACAGAGGAAACGCAUGUUUCGCAAAAACUGGAAGAAACCGCGGCUUCAGAAAAAUCAGAAUCUCUGGAUCACAAUGAAAACGGAAGCGUAAAACAAUCGAUGGAAGAAAACACGAUGGAGGAAAACACGAUAGAGGAAAAGGCAUUGGAAGAACAGUAUUAUAAUGAAGCAGAAACACAAGAUGAUAACAAAGAAACGAAGAAUGACACACUCGAGAUACAGGAUGAUAAUAAAGAAUCACCGGAUGAAAAACAAAUAGAGGCGUCACCUACAGUUGACACAAUAGACUCACAUAUCAUAGAUUGUAUGGAAAUUAAAUCUUCGUCCUCCGUGAUUAACGAGGACAAUGAGGAUUGCCAUUACUUCAAGACUGAUAACGAGAAAUCGGAAAGAUUCUCCAAUUUUUUGGAAUCUCUAGAGCUUGUGGAGAAUUCGUCUUUGGAAGAUAUAAUAGAGAGUCUAGGCGGCAAAGUAGUUUCCUCAAUACCGAAGUCCAUGGCGGCACCGCCAUUGCCGAAAUCACGCAAACGUUCGUCUAGCCCCUUAUCGGACAUACUAGUGAAUAAUUCGGACAACAAUAAUGACGGCCAUAAAGAGAAAUUGUCCUCUCCUAGCGAAGACGCGGUGCACAUCGUCAAGAAGAGGAAAUUCACUAAGAAACCAAGAUUCUCGAAUUUAUGCAAUGCCCAGGGGAUCUCGAAUGGCGAGAACUUCGUUAUGCCUCUGAGCCCUGACAGCGACGUGUCUGCAACGAGCGACAAGACGGCAUCGUCCAAUGUAAUCAAAGAAGAAAAGAGCCGUAAUAGGACCAGUCAUCAACGAUACUCGAGCGAUGACUUAUAUAAACCACGCCCGUUAUUUUCAAGUUCUUCUCGUCGAAGCAGACGAUCUAAUCAAGCAUAGCUAGCACCCCGAGGAUUCAGGUUGAAUAAGCUUUAUACAUUUUCCAAGCAUAUUUAUUUCAUUUCAUUAUACAGUAAUAUAUAGUGUAUAUCAAUCCAAUAAUUCCUUUUCCAAUUUACUAUAAUUUAAGAAAUGUUUCAUUUCUUUAUUAUUAACAACAAUGACGUACAAAUAUGCGUAUAAUUGGGCAUUUGUAAUUAUUUAAAAUUCAGAUAAUUCAUACUGAACACUAUAAUAUUUAGAAUUAUCUGUUGUUUAGAUUUAUACUUAUUUGCUAAAAUUUUAAGUACAAGCUAGGAAAUUACAAAUCUAAGUUACAAAUUAUAAAAAUUUAUUAGUAUCUAUGAAAUUUAGAUAUUGACUAAAUUUCAAUUAGUGCUUCAAUGAACAAGUUUAUAUUAAUUAGAAUAUUUCUUUAACAAAUUUCGAGAUAAUGUUAUCAGUUUCAACUAACAUCUUCCAUGUAAUAUCUAAGAAGUAUUAAAGAUUAUAAUGUUGACUAUUAUCAAAAUCGAUUGCGUAAAUCUCGAAGAAUGCGAGUGUUAGAAAAAAGAAGCACCUGUUUUUUUCUUUCGAGAUAAUAUACUCAAUCUAGGAACGGUCAACUUUGUUGGAAAUGAGUGUUUCUACUUGUACGUAUGUGUAUAUGUAUUUAUGUACGAACGAAUGUCCGUAGAUACACACGUUUUAAACGCAAUUUCAAAAUUAUUAAAAUUAUAAGUUUCCCAUAAGAGUAAUAAUCGAUUUCAUCUCUACAAUCUCUAGACGUAAUCUGAUGAAAGUGUUUAAGCAAUUCUGUAAAAAAAACUCGUCUUUCCGGUUCUACUUAUAGUUUAUCGCUCAUUAGAAUGCGACAUUAAAUUAGCAUACGUAAAUGUUCAUACGUGUAACUUGCCGAUUUUAAUGAUGCGAACAACUUUUUAUGAUAUCUACUUACGUAAUUAGAUAUACUAGCAAAUUUGAUUGGAAGCAUUAAUGCGCUUUGGUGCACAUUAAAGUCAUCCUUUCAUAAAUUAAUAUAAAAAAUAUAUUUAAUAUAAAUAUAUAAAUGAAUUAAAUAUAUUGAGUUAAAUUCUUAAUAUACUUUAUUGUGCUGUUUAAUAAUAUAAGUAUUUUAUAAUAUUAUUCAAUAUAUUUACAAUUUAUUUUACUUUUACACUCGGAUCUAUGGCUUUAAUGUGCAUCAGUACGCACUGUACUAUGCAUCAGUGCAGUCCAAUCAAAUUCGUUUUUUGUAUGCAUAUAUAUGUAAGAUCGCAAUAAAAAUAGACUUAACUUUCCGCUUACGUUACAUACCAGUUUUGUAGAAGAAAAUAGUUCUUGUAUACAUUUGUAGCUUUUAUACCGCAAGUGAUUUUAGUGAUUAAUCUUUUUUAAAAGCAUUCUCACAAGUAACUCUAACGCGUUCUCCCAAACCCGCGCCCGCGUGUGUAUACAGGGUGUUCCGAAUCAAUUUUUGCAAAUCAAAAUACUAUACAAGAAAGUUCUCGGAAACUUGGGUAAAAAAAAUUGUUAUUUACAGAUUUUUAUUUCAAAAAAUAAUUUUUGAGAUACAAAGGCUUAAAACUGGUCAACCAAAGAUUACGUUUAAGCUAUCGCCUGUAAUACUGCUUGCGCGAUAGUAUUUUAAUGACUUGCGAUUAUCUACACGGAAAGAACAAUUCUGUUGAAGUAUCUAAAUAUUUAGAUAUAGAUCUGAAAAUAAUUUUAUUGGAUCAUUAAAAUAAUUUUUACGGAUUUUCAAACAUAACGAGCAAUGCUGCAAAAAAUUGUGACAUUCUAACAAUUCAAUUUGAGAAUCUAACAUAAUUAUUAUGACGACUUAAUAGAAUUAUUUUUAGAUCUGUAUCCAAUUCAAUUUUUGGAUACUUUAGAAAAACCGUUUUUUCCGAGUAAACGUAGUUUGCGAUUGACCAGCUUUAAACCUUUGUAUCUCAAAAACUAUUAUUUAAAAUAAAAAUUGACAAAAAGCUAUUUUACUGUAUUUUUCAAUAACUUGUUAUAGUAUUUUGAUUCGCAAAUUUCAGAACAUUCUGUAUAUAAGAAUUAAAAGAAUUUGCAGAUCGUCUAGAUAAAUGAAAGAUAAAGAAAAGAAUUACGCCGAUAAGAUAAAAAAAGCAUUAAAUAAGCGCCAUAAGAUGUAAAAUCUAAUCGUAAGUUCUCAAGAUUUAGUUCGCGUUAUAUCUCACGUCGCUAGAAAACUGAUAACUCUUUUAUAAUUUUCAUAUCCUCACAUCGUUGUCUUUUCACGUUAUUUAUACCAUCGCCCUCUAGUAUAAUUAGUUUAUUCUUCGAAUAAUACUCGGGUUAUAUAUAAAACAAUAAAAAAAGGACAACUAAAA